Molecule: messenger RNA, 1290 nt
Organism: Pseudocercospora fijiensis CIRAD86
Lineage: Eukaryota; Fungi; Ascomycota; Dothideomycetes; Mycosphaerellales; Mycosphaerellaceae
Exons: 7
Coding region: 169-1149 (326 amino acids)
Biological process (GO): catechol-containing compound metabolic process
Molecular function (GO): catechol 1,2-dioxygenase activity; ferric iron binding
Source: RefSeq, a predicted model, not a curated record
CACGAACUUGCACCGACACAUCUGCCGUACUGCCGCAGCUCUGGUCGUAAGCACCCUGCAGUAUUAAUCAGACACAGGCGAGUGUUCAUAUAAUAGUUGUCCGACUCCUGCACGUAGCUUUCUUUCGAACCAUCUUUCUUCCUCCUACACAUCGUAUAUACAGCAGCCAUGGCCACGCCCCAGACCACCGAGCAAAACACCCCCCAACCAUCCAAACGCCAGUACGAUCCAAAUUUCACCCAACAUGUCAUCGAAACCUGCGGCCCCAAAACCAGCCCCCGCAUGCUCCAAAUCUUCUCCUCCCUCACCCGCCACAUCCACGACUUCGCCCGCGAAGUCGACCUCACGCCCGAAGAAUGGCUCGCCGGCGUGAAAUUCCUCAACGAAACCGGCAAGAUCUGGGCGGAAUCGAACGGCAAACGCAACGAAAUGCACCGCUUAUCCGACAUCAUCGGUCUGGAAUCCCUCGUGACGGAAAUCGCCAAUUACGUGCAAGUCGACGAGCCAGACUACAUCCCGACUUCUGCGGCAAUCCUCGGACCUUUCUGGAGUCCCAACGCUCCUUGGAGGGAGUUGGGGGAGAGUAUUAUUCAGGAUCCUCCGAAGGAUGGGGUGGUUACGUAUAUGCAUGGGAUCAUACGUGAUUUGAAGACGAAGAAGCCGAUUCCUGACGUCACGUUUGAUAUGUGGCAGGCCAGCAGCAACGGGAAAUAUGAUUUUCAGGAUCCCGAGAAUCAGAGUGAUAAUAAUUUGAGGGGCAAGUUUCGGACGGAUGAGAAGGGGGAGUAUAGGCUUUACUGUCUGAGACCGACGGCGUAUAGCUUGCCUACGGACGGUCCAUCAUAUGCUUUGCUCCAAGCGAUAGAUCGCCACCCGAUGCGUCCUGCGCAUAUACAUCUCAUGAUCACCAAAGAGGGAUACAAGCCAUGCAUUACACAGAUAUACCCUAAAGACGACCCAUGGCUGGCAACCGACACUGUGUUCGCCGUCAAGGACGAUCUCGUUGUCGACUUCGCACCUCUCGAGAAGCUUCCGGAGAAUAUGCCACCUCACAAGGGUCCAGGUGGUCCAGCAACGAGAGAACUCGAGCUCGACAUUGUCCUGGCUCCUCUUGGAGAACCCAUGUCCAACGCCAAGCCAGUGUUGUAGACUUACUAUGAUUCAAGGCAUGGUGGAGGCCAUCAACGCAGAGAUGGAAUCAUAAAGCAUUUGCAUAGGCAUUGGCGUGGCGCAUUGAAUAUCACUUUCGUAGCGAAUCUGUACGACUUCAAUUGACGAACUUUUACUGCU